Messenger RNA from Daldinia childiae, 1605 nucleotides. RefSeq names its product T-complex protein 1 subunit delta. The transcript has 4 exons. Lineage: Eukaryota; Fungi; Ascomycota; Sordariomycetes; Xylariales; Hypoxylaceae. The record is from RefSeq and is a predicted model, not a curated record. Gene Ontology annotation, cellular component: chaperonin-containing T-complex. Gene Ontology annotation, biological process: protein folding. Gene Ontology annotation, molecular function: ATP hydrolysis activity; ATP-dependent protein folding chaperone; ATP binding. Bases 1 to 1605 code for a protein of 534 amino acids.
AUGGCUACCGCAACGCAAUCCCCCGCUGGCGCACAUUCCAACGCUACUUUUAGAGAUAAGGAAAAGCCCAUCGCCGUGCGGUCUGCAAACAUCGUCGCUGCCAGAGCUGUUGCCGAUGCCAUCAGAACCUCCCUAGGGCCUCGAGGAAUGGACAAGAUGAUCAGGAGUGGGAGAGGCGAAACCAUAAUCACAAACGAUGGAAACACUAUGUUGAAGAGCAUGUCUGUCAUGCACCCCACGGCCAAGAUGCUUGUCAACCUCUCAGCAGCACAAGAUGUCGAGGCAGGAGAUGGUACGACAUCGGUGGUAGUUAUAUGCGGUGCCCUGCUCGGUGCGGCAGAUAGAUUAUUAUCAAAGGGCAUCCAUCCUUCAGUUAUUUCCGAGUCUUUCCAAAGAGCGGCGGCAGCGGCAGUUCAGAUUCUCCACGACAUGUCGCAACCUGUCUCCCUAGCCGACAGCGCCACCCUUCUUCAAGCAGCGAAUACAUCUCUCUCCUCAAAGAUUGUCUCUCAAUACUCAGGCUUACUCGGCCCUAUGGCGGUCAACGCGGUUACAAAAACCAUCGAUAUCAAGUCAGCGGACAAUGUAGACCUGAAGAACAUCCGAAUCAUCAAGAAGGUGGGAGGUACGAUAGAAGACAGCGAGCUGGUAGAUGGAGUGGUCCUGAACCAGUCGGUCAUCAAAGCAGCAGGCGGCCCAGUGAGGGUGGAGAAAGCCAAGAUCGGCUUGAUCCAGUUCCAACUAAGCCCUCCCAAGCCAGAUAUGGAAAACACCAUUCAGGUAAAUGACUACCGUCAGAUGGACAAGAUCGUCAAAGAGGAGCGUCUUUACCUUCUUAACCUCGUCAAGAAGAUCAAGAAGGCCAAGUGUAACGUGCUUUUAAUUCAAAAGUCUAUCCUACGUGAUGCUGUCAAUGACCUCUCCCUGCACUUCCUUGCCAAGCUUAACAUUCUGGCGGUCAAGGAUAUCGAGAGAGACGAGGUUGAGUUCAUCUGCAAGUCUACCGGCUGCAAGCCCAUUGCAGAUAUCGAUUCCUUCACUGAGGACAAGCUUGGAACAGCCGACCUUGUCGAAGAGGCUCAGUCUAACGGUGCACGGAUGGUCAAAGUCACAGGCACGAAGUCGGCGGGAAAGACGGUGUCUAUAGUCUGCCGUGGUGCCAACAGCUUAAUUCUGGAUGAAGCCGAGCGUUCGCUCCACGACGCGCUUUGCGUCAUCCGCUGCCUGGUCAAGAAGAAGGCUCUUAUUGCUGGUGGUGGUGCGCCAGAAAUUGAGAUCGCGGCUCAACUCUCUAAGCAAGCACGCUCACUUACCGGUACAGAGGCUAUCUGCUGGAAAGCCUUUGCGGAUGCUUUGGAGGUGAUACCUACAACGCUAGCAGAAAAUGCCGGCUUAAACAGCAUUAAGGUGGUUACGGAUCUGCGACAUAGACACGAGAUGGGAGAGAAGAAUGCAGGUGUGAGCAUCAAGAGUGGUGGUGUCAACGCGAACAUCGCCAAGGAGAAUGUACUACAGCCAUUAUUGGUGAGCACGAGUGCUAUCGAGCUGGCGGCUGAGACGGUGAAGAUGAUUCUUAGAAUCGACGACAUCGCAUUGACGAGGUAG